CUUGACAGCUUGCCAUGCCAUGAACGACUGUGCCGGAUUCUGCUUCUCCAGAGCUUCCAACUCUUGCCGCAUACACGGUCCCCACAACAUGAUGAUGAGCAGCACGCUGGUUGGCAACACUCGCUAUAAGUUGCUGAACCAAGUAGGGAAUUACAGCGACUCCCGCCAGCGUUGCGCCGACAUUAAAGGUUAUCCCGCGGCACCCACGAGUCCCGCAACCAACGAAGUUUUUCGAAGCCUCAUCAUAGGCGACACUUGGGUUGGUGUUCGCAAAUGGAAUUUUGAAACUCGGCUUGAAUCCAAUGGUCAGAAAAUAGUCUACAACAAUUUCGGCUUGCUGGAAGGCUUCACCUUGGUUUACUUUGAAGACUGCGUGCUGAUGUCCACUUCUGGCAAGUGGAAGGAUACCCCGUGCGGAUACAACAGCUAUCCUGUGCUCUGUCAAAGUCCUGGCACCAAUAACUGCGAUGCCCAAGGACAAGACGUUACACCUCGCAACUACACUACCGAUCCUGAUGGCAGUUACGUCUGCUACAGACCUGUCCACUGAACUAAGUCAUUGAAGGAAACACACGAAAAUUUAUCGAGCCAGUGCACAGUGAAGAUAAGGUUGAGUGAAAGUUCUCUCAUUUCAAAUGAAUGAGAGCGGUAAAUUUUUACAGUAGGGUUGCAUGUUUAGUCACAAAGCUACCAUUCUGAUUUUCUCGGAAGGUACCUGAGAAGUAACCAAAAUGUCUGCAUGUGUUCUAAUUAUUAGCCUACAUAUGAGGAAUUAUUAUUAUAAUAUACUUACAUUAGCUAUAAUUUGAGGAAGGGCGAUUCAAACAAAUUAGAAUUUGCUGCAGCAGGAAGCUUUAAAGACUUAUAUGCACCAUGUUAAAUAUAUAUCAAGAGCUGGGGCUGUGCUGGACAAGGCCACUUCGUGGCAGCCCAGAUACUCUCAUAUCUUGGCAUUUAUUGUAGUAAAUCAUUAAAGCUGUUUCACUUACCAAUGAAUUUCUGAUGUAACGGUCUUAGCUAGGUUAGUGGUCGGCUAGUAUAAGUAUAUUGUUUCUCACGCCAUUUAAUGAAAAUUGCACUGCGUAGUGCAACAAAAUUGUUGGUUGUUGGUGAUAUAGCACAGUAAAACACCAAGAAGUAUAUAACACACUUAUAUUAGUUAGCUAAUGAUGUGAAUUUUUCUUCUUAAUGUAAAGGGCAAUAUUGAA
Molecule: messenger RNA, 1208 nt
Organism: Hyalella azteca
Lineage: Eukaryota; Metazoa; Arthropoda; Malacostraca; Amphipoda; Hyalellidae
Product: mannose-binding protein C-like
Exons: 4
Coding region: 20-550 (176 amino acids)
Source: RefSeq, a predicted model, not a curated record